Sipha flava (yellow sugarcane aphid) is the source of this 2417-nucleotide messenger RNA. RefSeq names its product innexin inx3-like. NCBI's taxonomy places the organism in Eukaryota, Metazoa, Arthropoda, Insecta, Hemiptera, Aphididae. Gene Ontology annotation, molecular function: gap junction channel activity. The transcript has 5 exons. The record is from RefSeq and is a predicted model, not a curated record. Gene Ontology annotation, biological process: phototransduction. Bases 784 to 1935 code for a protein of 383 amino acids. Gene Ontology annotation, cellular component: plasma membrane; gap junction.
UCAAAAAAAACUAGGUUGGAUGUAAUGAUAUUCAUAAUAUAACGAAUAUCAUCAUUUCAAUUAUGUUAAUCAUAACACACCUAUUAUUAAUAUCUAAACACUGUAUUUAAUACAAUAUCAAAAAUAUUCAUAAUAUCAAAAUAUGUAACUAACCACAACACAUCUUUGUACCCCAUUAUAAUAAUCAAAAUUAUACUUAUUAAUAGUAGUAAUAUUUAUACUUACUUUUAAUCAAAUGUCAUUACUAUAUCUAAUACACUAAUAUUACGACUUUUAUAACAACAUAUCUGUACCCAUGAACUUCAAUAUUAUAUAAAAUUACUAUUAAAUCUAUUUAUUCCUAUACAUAUAUAUACCAUAAGCCAUAUAAAAAAAUAUGCGUUAAUAAAAACACGCACCUUUUACCUAUGUACCUUGAUAAUAAACGACAAUAACAUAACAAAUCUGUCAACAAGUACCAAGGGUCAAUACUAUAAGUAGAGCCCUCUUUACAUGAUACACCCAGUCUGCUAACAUCAUUCUAGCCUGUCAUAUACCUUUUACACCGACUUAUUGAGUUGAUCGCUAUAUCCUCCAUUCACGGAUCAUUGCUGCUUGGUUGACGGAAAUUGUUACUGUUAUAAUUUCUUACAAAUUAAAAACAUUAAGUGUUAUAAAUUAAUUUUAUUCAAUACCUUUUGAUUUCAAAAGAUCUUUGUAACCUACCAUCAAUCAACCAACUUCGACACAGUUAAGGAGUCGUACUUUAUAAGACUACAACAAUUAAACAAAUAAAGAAAAAACAUGGCUUUUAUUUCGUCAUUUAACAAUAUAGCAAAAUAUUUCCAUGUACGUAAUGAUAAACCAGUGAUUGACGAUUAUAUAUUUCAAUUUCACUACAAACUAACCACUAACAUUUUAUUAAUGUUUUGUGUGUUAUUAACAUCGAUAAAUUUAAUAGGUAAUCCAAUACAAUGCAUGACGAAUUUAUCGAAAAAAGAUGACGUGCGAAAGGUUAUAAACACUUAUUGUUGGAUAUCCAGUACAUUCACUUAUAACAACAAUCCAGACUUUCAUCAAUCCUCUAAUAUAAAUGAAGAUAAAAUAAAAAUUAGAUACCAUUCGUACUACCAAUGGGUACCAUUUAUGCUAUUUUUUCAAGCCAUUACUUUUUAUGUGCCACAUUGGAUAUGGAAAAUGUGGGAAGGAGGAAAAAUACGUAUAAUAACGAAUGAUUUGAGAGGACUUAGUAUGGAUUCUGUUCAGGAGAGGCUAGCAAAACAAAAUAAAUUGGUACAAUAUUUUAUCGAGAGUUUCCACAUGCACAGCACUUAUGCGCUCGGCUAUAUUUUCUGUGAAAUAAUAAACGUGAUCAAUAUAUGUGCCAACAUUUAUGUUACCAAUAAGUUUAUUGGUGAAUAUUUUUUGACAUAUGGAUUUGAAGUUUUCAAAUAUAAUGAAAACGAUCAAAAUCAUACUGACCCGAUGGAAGAAAUUUUUCCUCGACUUACAAAAUGUAAUUUUUACAAGUAUGGAUCAUCGGGCACCAUUCAGAAAAUGGAUGCUUUGUGCAUACUCGCUCAAAAUGUUUUAAAUGAAAAAAUAUAUCUGUUCUUGUGGAUUUGGUUUUUUAUGCUAGCUAUUAUGUCCAUAUUAGCACUGCUAUACAGAAUCGCUAUUAUAACGCAAAUUAUUAAGAAGACCUCUUCAUUCAAUAACAUAUUCAAGUUAACAAAUAAUACAUUAAUGAUGUCCAGCCUUUUCCGGAAGUGUCAAUUACUACCACUACAAUUAUUUACUCCAGAUAUGUGGAUACUCCAGAUACUCUACUGUUACGCGGUUACUACUCUAUUUAAUGAUGUGAACAUAAUAUUUGUUUUUGAAUAUAUAAAUCUAUUUCAAGUUGCACUUGUUAAAAAUACUAUUACUUUUGUCUUUUUGCACACGGACCCAUAAAAUGAAAUGAAUGUUAAUUCUUGUUUCUUUGGUUUCUCAUUUAUCCAAUCCACCCGGAUUAAAAAAAAAAAAUGUAUUUGGAUAAUUAUUAAAAUUUAACAAACUAGUUUAAUAAGUUUUUAAAAUUGUUUAAACAUGCGAAAAAUGAUGAAGAAGCUUCAAGUUCUAGGUAAGUUAUAAUCUAUAUUUUAUAGUAUUACACAUAUGACAGAUAUGUAAUGAUGUGCAUUAUUCGACUGUAUAAUAAUUCACAAAUAAAUUUUAAUGAUGUGCACUAUUCGAUUUUAUACGAUUUUAAAAACUAAUAAAUAACAAUUCUUUCGAUACACGCACAGACAACACAAAUCAAAUAAUAAAGUCCUAACCCAACAAUACACCAUUGAUACCAUAAAUAGGUCAAAUCUUUAAAGGACCGGUCCAAGGUCCAUCCCUAAAAAACUGGGACACACAACUCUCUCCCGGUACUCUUGCCCAUAGGUCUC